AUGAAGUCACCAACACACACUGUAGGUAUUCCUGCUGAUCCUCUCAUACAAGUUGGAGAGGUUAGUGCGGGACCAGUCACUGCUAGUUUGGGCUUAGGACUCGAUACUAGUGUAAAGGUCGGACAAGAUAGUGUUUCAGUAAAUGUGCUCGGUACGGGUAUUCAAAUCGGUCGUAUCAUAAAGAUCUCCUUAUUCGGAUCGACAAUUGCAGUCAAAAUCCCUUAA
Molecule: messenger RNA, 225 nt
Organism: Adineta ricciae
Lineage: Eukaryota; Metazoa; Rotifera; Eurotatoria; Adinetida; Adinetidae
Source: the annotation of a GenBank genome assembly